Molecule: messenger RNA, 852 nt
Organism: Ctenocephalides felis (cat flea)
Lineage: Eukaryota; Metazoa; Arthropoda; Insecta; Siphonaptera; Pulicidae
Product: zinc finger protein 525-like
Exons: 1
Coding region: 1-852 (283 amino acids)
Biological process (GO): regulation of transcription by RNA polymerase II
Molecular function (GO): DNA-binding transcription factor activity; RNA polymerase II cis-regulatory region sequence-specific DNA binding
Source: RefSeq, a predicted model, not a curated record
AUGUCUGAAGAAGCUACUAUGCCUAUGAAUGAUCUGAAAAUAAAAAUCGAGCCAUCCGAAUAUUCAGUAGAAGACAUUAAACUUGCAACUGAGAAGGAAUUUGAUGUCCUCGAUGGUAUUGUUAAUUUUGAAUCGUGUGAUGAAGCAUGUCUGGAAAGAUUCAUGAAUUCUGAUGUAGCGAUUGAAGAAGAAAUCAAACAGGAGUUAAUUGAGACACCCUCUUAUGAAAGUGAUGGUGAUGGUGAAAUACCUUUUGUAUGUAAUAUCUGUAAUAAAAUAUUUACCACAACUUAUCUAUUAGAUCAGCACAUUUGUGAUAAUACCAUAGAACAACCUUUGAACUUUAAAGAGUCUUAUAACCUAAAACAAAAUACGAUUGCUGAUUCUGAAAAGCGUCCUCAUACAUGUGUAAUAUGCGAUAAGUCAUUCAAAAGAUUGAGUGCUCUGCGAUUACAUAUGGGCAUACAUUCUUUAAAAUAUCAUAUGCGUUCUCAUACCGGAGAAUAUCCCUAUAAAUGUGUAUUAUGCGAUAAGAAAUUCACACGUUCAAGUGGUAUAAAAACUCAUAUGCGUAUCCAUACAGGAGAGCGACCUUAUAAAUGCAAAAUAUGCGAUAAGACAUUUGCAGUGUCAGGUGCAUUAAACAAGCAUAUGCGUAUUCAUACAGGAGAGCGUCCUUACAAAUGUGAAGAAUGUGACUAUGCCUUCAGACAAUGGGAUCAUUUAAAAAGUCAUAGGAAUACUCAUAAAAAAGAGUAUCCUUAUAAAUGUGAAAUUUGUGAUGAAAUUUAUUCUAGUAAAAAAGGGUUGGUUAAUCACAAACAUGUAAAUAACUGUAAAAAAUUGUUGUGA